Cylicostephanus goldi is the source of this 201-nucleotide messenger RNA. The record is from the annotation of a GenBank genome assembly. Lineage: Eukaryota; Metazoa; Nematoda; Chromadorea; Rhabditida; Strongylidae.
AUGAAGUGCUCAGCCCUCUUUCUUCUUGUCAUUCAGGUAGGAAGUGUUUCUUCGUGCGUAUUCGACAAAGUGGAGAAGAUGAGUGUUGCCCUUAUUUACGAAACAAUCUUGGAUAAGAACGAAUGCUUUGCUGCAUGCUAUAAUAACAAGAACUGCAUUGCACUUGCAUACUACGAAAGAAUCAUUCAGAGUGAGCAAUAA